CGGGAGUAAGUUAGAGUUGUCACAGGUAGACUGAAACAGACUAAUAUAUAGAGAUUGCUGGGCUGUGAGUGUGUUUGUGAUGGGGGUUUCCCUGUGCCGGACAGACCGCUGGCUCUUGGCUGUCCCGGGCCGCAGACGCAGCGCUCAUAAAGGCUGUCUGACGGGUGAAGACGAGUAUCUGGACGGGCUGGACCGACAGGAGGACAGGCUCCGGACGCAUCCCAGCAGGACCUCAGUGAAAACCUCCUACAUGGUGCGAGCGGGACAGAAUACUGUGGAAACGUACCGCUACAUCGACUGCGGCUCAAACUCCACCGUGCACCAGCCGUCAGGACUCGCCUGGUCUAAAGCUCAGAACAGGAAACUGCUCCGGUGAAAACUCAGCCGGUAGACGCUCGCUCAUUUCUCUGAAGGCAGCUCCGUUCCUUUAAUUCCUGUCACUGUACAAGCUCAACACAUCCAAUAUGAUGUACAAUAUCACUGAAUCAUCUCUCAGUACAGAUGCUGCAGUCUCACUUACAGUUUAGUCUUGUUUCUUGCCCAAAUAUCUAAAAAUCCAGAAGCAUUUUCCACACUAGCGCUAAAUAUAGUGCUGUUUUCAGGAAUAAAGAGUCAAAAUGCAGAGAGAUUUUCAUUAAAACAAGUCGAAUAAUCUGACAGUGAGGGAAGCAGAAUGCUCUUGAUGUUAUUCCUGAUACAAGAUUAUUUCACUUCCUCCAUCGUCAGAUUAUUCUGUUUGUUUUAAGGAGAAUCUCUCUUCGUUUUGACUCAUUAUUUCUUAAAACAAGACUAUAUUUUAUACUCGAUUAGGAAAUGCUUCUUGAUUUUAGAGUCUCUAGAUGUUUUGAUGAGUGUUUGGACAAGACACUGAAAGUAAGAGCAGCAUGUGUUGCAGUAAUUUUCCCACCUGCCAGAUUAACCUCAACAGUACAGGCCCCAGUUCAGUGUGAUCUACAGCCACAACCAUUACUAGCAGCUUUAAAAUAUUCAUUCUACUCUGCUCUGAUUGGUCAGAUGACUCUACUUCCCUCUUAUUGCUCAGAUGACUCUACUUCCCUCUGAUUGGUCAGAUGACUCUACUUUCCUCUGAUUGGUCAGAUGACUCUACUUCCCUCUGAUUGGUCAGAUGACUCUACUUUCCUCUGAUUGGUCAGAUGACUCUACUUUCCUCUGAUUGGUCAGAUGGCUUAUUAUUAGUCUUUAUUGAGAAAAUCAUCUAUGCUGAGCUCUGUAAAUGAAAAGUAUAAAGCUAAAAGACACACUGAGGUUCAUUUAGGAAAACAAAUGGCUACGAUUAAAGAAUUUGAUCUAUAUCUUAAAACAAAUGUAAAUAUCUUAAAUCACAUCACAUCUACCUUUAAUGUUAUGAUUCUGGAUAUUUAACAUUUAUUUAAGAUAUGGAGAGCCGUUUCAAACACGUACAAAUGAAAAACAUUGUUAAUAUCAUUAUAUUAGUUAUUAAAAUAAAUGUGCAGCAGAGCUUCUCUCUGUAGACUCCAGACCAACAGGGGGCGCUCGCUCUGUGAUGAUCAAGUCAAAUCAGCUUCCCUUCUACGGUGCUCUAUAUAGUGUAGACUGAGCUCCAGCACUGAGUGUGUGUGUGUGUGUGUGUGUGUGCAGGUACCUGCCGGCGGUCACUGCUGACGGUCUGCUGAAGCAGCUUAGUAACCCGGAGCUGGAUGUCUCUUGGCCAGACGCUUGCACACAGCAGCUUAUGAUGGAGCUGUCCACAGCCGUACACACAUUCUACUUUGCAGAGUGCAGACGAGACUCACACUUCACAGACGGUGAUCUGGAGCCCGGCAGUGGCUCAAGGGGUGGAGCUAGCGAGCUGUUCAGUGAUGAUUGGCCUGGAUACACUUCAUUCUCUCCACUCAGAAAUACUCCUGUGGACAAGCCACCCCACCCAUGUGGCAGACCCCGCCCAAAUUACAGACUCCGCCCUCAAGACACACCCACUAAUAAAGCAAAACAGUCUAAAUGGAUGAAGCCAAUCAGACGUGCUCAGAUGUUCCCCUGUUCUGCCUCUGAUGUUUUGCUUUACUCUCUGUGUCUGAAACGCGCGCGCACACACACACACACACACACACACACACGUACGCGCACACACACACACACACACACACACACACACACACACACACACACACACACACACACACACACACACACACCAGCAGCAGCAGCAGGAUGGCCCGAUCGCUGCAUUCUCAAGUGAUCUUCUGUAGUGUUCUUCUGUUCUUCGAGCGGUGCUGUUCCGUGUUCUGACUCUGCUGAUGUUCAUGACUCACUCAAAUCAAUCAACAUGUCCUUUGAAGGAUCCUCUAAGAAGUUUCUGGAAGCAGUGGAGAAACCAGAGCAACAUCAGGAGUGACCUUUUGUACCUGUGCUGUGGUGCAUCAUGGGAAGUGGAAGAGACCAAAUAAAGGUUUUUAUUUUUUUACUUUUUACUAAAUAGCCUUAAUAUGUUUACAUGGCUGUUGAAUAUUGUGAAAUUUCCCCAGUGAUGGAAGAAACUAAGCUCUCCAAAGCAUCGAAUAAAUUGAUCCAAUAACUUCUCUGCAAAACCACCAGCUGAUUUUAAGUGUUUGUAGGAAAAGCCACCCGCUGGCGACCCCUGCUGCUUAAUACAUGUAAAUGCAUCCAACUCUGGCCAAAACUGUAAAAGCCAACAUGUCGUAAAUGUUUAUGUAAAAUGCCAAAUUCAUGCUUGGAAUCACUCGCUUCUUUAUGUAACCAGUGAACAUUCGUGCUGCUAAUGAAUUUAUCAUGAAGAUUAUUGCAAACGCUUAGCUAAUAUUGCAGAUCUGUUUUAUCUGUUUAGUUAAUUUCAUAAAGCUUAUUUAAUCUUCAUCUAUAUGAUCAUUUAUACAUCAUUUUCAUUUGUUUUUUCUGUCUAAUUGAGUGUAAUAAAUAUAAUUCUUGAUGUUUCAUCAUA
Messenger RNA from Danio rerio (zebrafish), 2938 nucleotides. Lineage: Eukaryota; Metazoa; Chordata; Actinopteri; Cypriniformes; Danionidae. The record is from RefSeq.